Parnassius mnemosyne (clouded apollo) is the source of this 1362-nucleotide messenger RNA. NCBI's taxonomy places the organism in Eukaryota, Metazoa, Arthropoda, Insecta, Lepidoptera, Papilionidae. The record is from the annotation of a GenBank genome assembly.
AUGUCCCAACCGCUUUGGCUGCUUGUUGAGUGGGUGGAUGAAAGAAAUGUUUUUUCGCACUAUGGUGUGGUGAACUCUGAUUCUCUAGUUACCAACGAAAGUGACUUUCAUACCGGGAAGCUGGUAUUCAUCAAGAACAAACAGGGUAAUGGCGCUCGGCGAGCGCAGAUCUUGCGGUUAUCCGACAACAAGAACUAUGUAAAAGAGCUAAAGAUAUUACUUCAGCGACAAGAUCAGCAGGUGAAAAACAUGGUUUCAUUAUGUAUGAACACUAUCAAGGAAAUGAAGUCAGGAUCCUUGUAUUUAGGAACGCAAAGCACCAGUCAACAACCACUAUCCAGUCCUGGUGUAUCCGGUGCUCCUCAACAAGUUGGCACCGAUACAGAUGAAACUACGGACAGCGAACAAGAGAGCAAUAACCUAAGUUUCAAUAAAUCAGUAGUCAAACAAAAUCCUCAGUACAAGUGCGCCGAAUCAUCUGUAGCUGUUUACAACAAUCGACCUACAACACAAUCCAGCAAGUUCUACAGUCGCAGAUCAAUGGUGAGCAGUACUCCACUACCUGGAAGAGAUAAUGACGAAAAUAUUAAACUCACCUUCGACCAAAGCACACAAACAGAUAAUGAGAUGUUAUAUCCCCCAUUACCUAAAAUCGAGGAGAUGGAAAGUGUACUCAACCGGCUUUACAGACAGUUCCUUUCAUUGAUAUCAGAGAUUCACAUAGACGAUGCUAUGUCUAUUUUAUCAGAGGUAUCGGAACUAGAACAGUAUGCCCCUGAACAUUCUGUAAACGAAACAUCAACAAUGAAAGAUGAAUCAACUGUAGAACAAAAUGGAAACACUACUGCUGGCGGAAUUGAGGAUAAAAAUCAAUUAAAACCAAAAGUUUUGCGUGUGAGACGUGCAUCGGCGCACACAACUAUUAGUGGAGAACCUGGGAAUAAUAAUGCAGAUAUGGUACCUAUUGGGAGCGGUAAUGUUUUGGUGCCGACAAGAUUACUCGCAGAUUUGGACUGGACGUCAUAUACAACUGCAACCAGACAAUUGCUACAGGCCGUUUUUCCACGAAGAGUUUUGGCGACUCACUGCCUUUCGGGAAAACAAUCUCCAGCAUUUACUAACAAACCACCGAAGAAACGCUUAGAUCCUAAAUUAGUUGAUGAUAUCAUUGACACUGUAGCUGAGAGAUGUGGUGUUCAUAAACGACUUGUGAGGAGCUGCAUUACUACGAAGUGUACUGAUGAAGCAAAAUUGUAUAGAAACCGUCAACAUUACAAACGUAUGCGGCAAAUGAACCAAAAUCAAGAUAACAUGCCGCUUUCGUCCGCUUCGUCGAACGCUUCUUCAAAUGCAAGAAAUUAA